AUGGUCUUCCCUGACCUGCUAUUAUCGCCCUCGAUGCAGCCAAUUCCCCGGAAGAUGUCCGAAACAGCAAACAGCAAACAUGCCCAGCACUCCGAUGGAAUUUCCGUGACUAAUGAGGAUGAUCGCGACCUCCUAAAGCUUGGCUAUCGCUCUAGCUUGGCCCGAGGCUGGAGCUCAUUAUUCCACAAUUUCGCCUGCUCCUUCUCGGCCUUGAAUUGCGUCGGAUCCGGUAUUCUUCGAUAUCCUGGAGCUCCUGAGUCUCCAGUAGCAUACUGUCCGUCAUCACAGCUGCCUGUCUCGCCGAAGCUUGAUUAA
Messenger RNA from Penicillium vulpinum, 315 nucleotides. RefSeq lists its product as uncharacterized. Bases 1 to 315 code for a protein of 104 amino acids. The transcript is spliced from 2 exons. The record is from RefSeq and is a predicted model, not a curated record. NCBI's taxonomy places the organism in Eukaryota, Fungi, Ascomycota, Eurotiomycetes, Eurotiales, Aspergillaceae.